Molecule: messenger RNA, 1485 nt
Organism: Ectocarpus sp. CCAP 1310/34
Lineage: Eukaryota; Phaeophyceae; Ectocarpales; Ectocarpaceae
Source: the annotation of a GenBank genome assembly
AUGACCAAUUCCAAUGACAUGCCGCUUGCUGCCAAGCCGAUUGAUCGUGCCGCGCAUCACCGCAAGGACGAUGCCUGGCUGGAUGCAGCUUUUGCGCGCGACGAUGUGCUGGUCCUGAUGCUGCGCAAUGGUGAUCCAUUCGCUGCGACAGAUGGCGGCCUUGUCUGGAUGGGGCCGGAAAUCGAGAAAGUCUCGCCGGGUUCUCCCCGCAUUUUCCUCGGUCAGGAUACGAGCGGCGCACCCGUCUUCGCGGUCAAUCUGCCGCCCAAAUUUGAUCUUGAAACCUCUCUCAUCGCAGGCGUCGGCGAGUUCAUUGAGUUUCGCGCGGCGGCCGGGCGCAUGAGCGCGCUGGAGGCCAAUUGCACCUCGACCGCACGCAGCAUCUUCCUUUGGCACGCCUCGCAUGGCUUCUGCGCAAAGUGCGGCGCAGGUACCGCGAUUGUCGAAGCAGGCUGGAAACGCGAAUGCCCCGCGUGCGGAACCGAACAUUUUCCGCGCACGGACCCCGUGGCCAUCAUGCUCGCGGUCAAGGGCGACAAAUGCCUUGUUGGCCGACAAGCAAAUUGGCCUGCCGGAUUUGUCUCCUCCCUCGCAGGCUUCUGCGAGCCAGGCGAAACAAUCGAGCAAGCCGCCGCACGCGAACUGGAAGAGGAAGCCGGCAUUGUCUGCGACCCCGCCAGCGCCGAAUACAUCGCUUGUCAGCCCUGGCCCUUCCCGUCUUCGCUGAUGGUCGGCCUGAUCCUGGAAGCUCAGACAGACGAAAUCACGGUCGACACCGACGAGUUGGAAUCGGCUGAGUGGCUUACGCGCGACGAUGUCAAACGCAUGCUGGCUGGCACGCACGACCGCUUCUUCUGCCCCCCGCCCAUGGCCAUCGCGCACCAUCUGUUGAAAGNCAAGCUGAUCCUGAUUCAGCGGCCGCCCGGAUCGAACAGGCAGAAGCUGAUGAAGCGCGGAUCACCAGCGUCCUUGGUGUGGACACGCGUCUUUGCCCUACUGCCGCAAAUCGAGCCGAUGCGGGACAAUCUGUUCAAGAGCCGCAAGGCCUAUAACGCGGUCUGGAUCGCAACCAUGAUCCUGUUCCUCGGGAUCCAGGGCGGCAUCGCGUAUAUGAUGGUCCAGUCAACCGGCGAUCAGAUGCAAUCGAACGAGUUCGUUCGCAUCGUCAUCGCUGGCACGGGCAUCCUGUUCAUUGUGCUUGGAAAUUAUUUGCCCAAGACCCGCCAGAACUGGUUCCUCGGCAUUCGCACACCAUGGACCUUGUCGAGCGAGUAUACCUGGGAAAAGACCCACCGGCUCGCCGGGCGCCUGUUCUUCGGGGUCGGAUUCAUCUGCCUGAUCAGCGCUUUCAUCAUCGAUGGGAUCAGCGUGGUCGCCGUGGUGACGGGCUCAGCGGUCUCAUCCGCUCUGAUCAGCGCGGUCUAUUCGUUUCUCGUCUAUCGCAACGCCCCGGACAAGCGGGUCAGCCCAGACUAUAUCGUUUGA